AUGUGUCCAAGCACCAUUGUCUCUGUCGUUUUGACUAUCUGUGUCACCUACACCAGUGGGCUGAUCACUCGACAAUCUCCAUCCGGCAGGGCUACUGUGGAUCUCACAGCCUCUGUCGGCCAAGCGAGUUUCCUUGGGUCUGGUUUCAUCUAUGGAUGGCCCGACAACGGCACAAGCGCCGAUAACUCAAUUCCCGAUAACUUUGUAACAGACAUCAAGUUUCAUGCUUCGCGCGCCGGAGGUGCCCAGAUCUCAGCAUUGGGUUGGGCUGGCGGCGGAUAUAAUGAAUAUAUUGGCCGCUUCGACUCUACCCUUUCCAACUACCGAACUACCCGAAAGUACGGAGGGGACUUCAUUCUUCUCCCUCACGAUCUAUGGGGCUCAGAUGGGGGCCAGAGCGCAGGCUCCGUGUUCCCUGGAGAUAAUGGCAAUUGGACAGAAAUGGAAGUUUUCUUUGGGCAACUCGUCAGCGACCUGAAGGAGAACGACAUGCUUGAAGGGCUUGUCUUUGAUAUCUGGAACGAGCCAGAGCUCACAAUUUUCUGGAAUCAACUUCCGGGUACCCUUAUCUCAGGGCCCUCCUCAGCGAAUGCCCCUGGUCUCGACCUCGACACGUGGAGUACUUGGCUGAAUACCAUACAAACCAACGAUGUUGUCCCAGAUAUUUAUUCCUGGCAUCAAAUCGGGGAAUGGCAGCGUGAGCCGGAUAGAGUCAUCCCUGAUUUCAACACCCUCCUCAAUCGCUACAACCUUCCACAGAGGCCUAUCGACAACAAUGAAUAUGCUUGGCCAAGUGAACAAAACCCCGGCACCUCAGUCUUUUAUCUCGCGCAGCUGGAACGACACAAUGUGCGUGGGCUCCGGGCCAACUGGGGUAGCGGUUCGGACCUUCAUAACUUCAUGGCCGACCUGGUUUUCAAGAACACUGAUGGUACUUACAGCUCCAAUGGGGACUGGCAGGUCUACCGGUACUAUGGUCAGAUGGACGGCGAUCGUGUGGCUACGGUGGCUUCAGCUGACCUCAAGUUCGACGUCUUUGCCACCAUCAGCGGGAAUGGAGUCAAGAUCCUUGCUGGUACAAGAACAGUCCAAAGCACCUAUGAAAUCGGCAUCUCAGGAAUGAGCCGGCUCGGCCUUCCCGCCGAUGGUGUCAUCCAAGUCCGCAGCUAUCGCUUCGACUGGACAGGAACAAAAGCUGAGGUUGGCCCACCGGUUGAUCUGGGCCUCGCUGAAUUCCAGUACUCUUCUGACACUCUGUUAAUUACGGUUGUACCCCCGACGAAUGCUACAGCCUUCGCCUUCGAGUUCUCCGGUCCAAAUUGA
This is a messenger RNA of Diaporthe amygdali, 1323 nucleotides long. RefSeq lists its product as uncharacterized. The record is from RefSeq and is a predicted model, not a curated record. The transcript is spliced from 4 exons. NCBI's taxonomy places the organism in Eukaryota, Fungi, Ascomycota, Sordariomycetes, Diaporthales, Diaporthaceae. The coding region runs from base 1 to 1323 and encodes 440 amino acids.